CACCGUGGGGCCUCCCGAGUGCGCGGACGGAGGCGAUCGCCGGAAGGGGGAAGUGGCAGGGACAACGCAUUGUCUUCAAAACCCAUCCCACAAGAGGGAGCAGAAUCUCUCUGAGAAGGCCCCCAGUGUCUCAUGAACGAACCAACGGAUCUCGAUAACACUGUUAUUCCAGAGCCAGUCCUACGGCUCAGGAAAGGACACAUGCCCGACAGUGCAGGACAGUCAAACUAUGAUGAUGACCACUCUGAUGAGGAGCCAGCUUUAUCCUUGGACCUGCAAAAGAGUUCUGAGGAAUGCGACUGUAAUGAUGAACCAGCUCAGGAAGAUGAAGGGUUUAUGGGUAUGUCCCCUCUUUUACAAGCCCACCAUGCUAUGGAGAAAAUGGAAGAGUUUGUGUGUAAGGUGUGGGAGGGCCGAUGGCGGGUCAUACCCCAUGAUGUUCUCCCUGACUGGCUAAAGGAUAAUGACUAUCUGUUGCAUGGACACAGACCACCUAUGCCCUCCUUCCGCGCUUGCUUCAAGAGCAUCUUCAGAAUACACACAGAGACUGGCAACAUCUGGACACAUCUUCUUGGUUGUGUGUUCUUCCUGUGUCUGGGAAUCUUCUACAUGUUCCGGCCAAACAUGUCAUUUGUAGCACCUGUGCAGGAGAAGGUAGUUGUUGGAAUGUUCUUCUUGGGAGCCAUCCUUUGCCUCUCCUUCUCCUGGCUCUUUCACACGGUUUACUGCCAUUCAGAAGGUGUCUCUCGGCUCUUCUCCAAGCUAGAUUACUCUGGCAUCGCACUUCUCAUCAUGGGCAGCUUUGUUCCAUGGCUGUACUACUCCUUCUAUUGCAACCCUCAGCCCUGCUUCAUCUACUUGAUCGUGAUUUGUGUCCUGGGCAUUGCAGCCAUAAUAGUCUCCCAGUGGGACAUGUUUGCAACCCCUGAGUACCGAGGGGUAAGAGCAGGAGUAUUUCUGGGUCUCGGCCUCAGUGGUGUCAUCCCCACCCUGCACUUUGUCAUCUCUGAGGGCCUUCUCAAGGCAGCCACAAUGGGGCAGAUAGGCUGGCUGGCACUCAUGGCCUGUCUGUACAUCACUGGUGCUGCGCUGUAUGCUGCCCGUAUACCAGAGAGAUUCUUCCCGGGCAAGUGUGAUAUCUGGUUCCACUCCCAUCAGCUGUUUCACAUCUUCGUAGUGGCCGGAGCUUUUGUGCACUUCCAUGGUGUUUCAAACCUUCAGGAGUUCCGUUUCACAGUUGGGGGAGGCUGCACGGAGGAGGGAGACAUGCAGUAAAACCUGCCUUCAGCCCAGGAUCAUA
Molecule: messenger RNA, 1300 nt
Organism: Emys orbicularis (European pond turtle)
Lineage: Eukaryota; Metazoa; Chordata; Testudines; Emydidae
Gene: ADIPOR2
Product: adiponectin receptor 2
Exons: 8
Coding region: 133-1275 (380 amino acids)
Biological process (GO): adiponectin-activated signaling pathway
Cellular component (GO): plasma membrane
Molecular function (GO): signaling receptor activity
Source: RefSeq, a predicted model, not a curated record